UUGAAGUGGACCUUCUUCUUCCUCCUCCUCCUCUCUAUAUAUACUCUUCCUCUCCCUGCUCUCUUCCCUCAGAUCACACUUUCACUCUCUAAAUUCUUUGUCUAAUCCUUCUUCGUCUACGCUCCCACGCACCCCAAAUUUGCGCAUUCCUCUGGUUUUAUCGCCAUGGCUUCUUCUUCUUCACUUUCCCCAGCUGCAGCUAUAAGCAUGAGCUCUUCUGUUUCUCUUGACAGGCCUAGCAUAAUCUCUUCCUCUCUUCAGACUCCUUCCAUUAUCCAUUUUCCUAAACACUCCUCCACAGCCACUUCUUAUCCUCCAUCUCCUUCUAUUUCUACAACAAUUCCAAAGAAAAUUGCCACUACUCUUCCUUCUGUUGAUAAAUCAUUAGCCCCAGUGCAAAACCAAUGGAAUCUUUUGCAAAAAGCUGCAGCUAUGGCCUUGGAUGCUGUGGAAAGUGCUUUGGUUUCACAUGAACGUCGAUUCCCUCUUCCCAAAACUGCUGACCCAGCAGUCCAAAUCGCAGGCAACUUCGCUCCCGUGCCGGAGAGACCCGUUGUACAUAAUUUGCCCGUUACUGGUACAAUCCCAGAUACUAUUCGAGGUGUUUAUGUUAGAAACGGCGCGAACCCACUUCACGAACCGGUAGCUGGUCACCACUUCUUUGAUGGUGAUGGGAUGGUCCAUGCUGUUCGGUUUGAGAAAGGUUCCGUCAGCUAUGCUUGCCGGUUCACGGAGACAAACAGGCUGGUUCAAGAGCGAGAAUUGGGACGCUCAGUUUUCCCAAAGGCCAUCGGUGAACUCCAUGGACACUCUGGGAUAGCUAGGCUGUUGCUUUUUUGCGCUCGUGGGCUUUUUGGUAUCGUUGAUUCUAGCCAUGGGACUGGUGUUGCUAACGCUGGAUUGGUUUACUUUGAUGGUCGUCUUCUCGCCAUGUCUGAAGAUGAUCUGCCUUACCAUGUUCGUGUUCUUCCCUCUGGAGACCUCAAAACUGUUGGACGAUACAAUUUCAAUGGCCAACUCAAGAGUUCAAUGAUUGCUCAUCCAAAAGUCGACCCAUGUUCUGGGGAAUUGUUUGCUCUAAGUUACGAUGUUGUCCAGAAGCCAUAUCUGAAAUAUUUCAGAUUUUCUCCAGACGGUAAAAAGUCUCCUGAUGUUGAUAUCUCACUUGAUCAGCCAACCAUGAUGCAUGAUUUCGCCAUUACUGAGAGGUUCGUUGUUAUUCCUGAUCAACAAAUAGUGUUCAAAUUGCCUGAAAUGAUUCACGGCGGCUCACCUGUAAUCUACGACAAGAAGAAGAUGUCGAGGUUUGGUGUAUUGGACAAGAAAGCCAAUGACGCUUCAAAGAUUAUUUGGGUUGAAGCACCAGAUUGCUUCUGUUUCCAUCUCUGGAACGCAUGGGAAGAGCCUGAAACUGAUGAGAUUGUGGUGAUUGGAUCAUGCAUGACUCCACCAGAUUCCAUUUUCAAUGAAUGUGAUGAGAAUCUAAAGAGUGUUCUCUCAGAAAUCAGGCUAAAUUUGAAGACCGGAAAAUCCACUCGCCGGCCAAUCAUUUCAGAAUCUGAACAAGUAAACUUAGAAGCAGGAAUGGUGAAUCGAAACCUGCUUGGGAGAAAGACCCAGUUUGCAUACUUGGCUCUGGCCGAGCCAUGGCCUAAAGUGUCUGGUUUCGCAAAAGUCGACCUCUCAACAGGCGAGGUACGCAAGUAUAUGUAUGGAAACAAGUAUGGUGGUGAGCCUCUGUUUCUUCCGAGCGACCCAAGUUCAAAUUCAGGCAAAGAAGAUUCUGGGUAUAUUUUAUGCUUUGUUCAUGAUGAAAAACAGGGGAAAUCAGAGCUCCAAAUUGUGAAUGCCAUGAAUUUGAAACUAGAAGCAACAGUGAAGCUUCCAUCUCGAGUUCCUUAUGGUUUUCACGGCACAUUUAUUAGUGCUAAGGAUUUAGAGAAACAAGCAUAGAUAGAGAGUUUUCUUAGCAGAAGAUGCAGAGAGGAGAUUUACAGAGGGAUUGUUUGCAGAUAUGUCCCCGGGUCUCCUCUGUUACAGUGUCACCCUGUUUCUGGGUUCUGUUUAUUUUUUGGUUUCCUCUUUUGGUUCAUAUGUUUUACAGUGAGAGGCUGAUCGGCCAGCUUGUAGCUUUUGGGUAUAGGCACAUUGAAGCUCAGCUGGUCUCUGCUUAUUCUUUCACUUGAUGUGCAUUACAAAAAAAAAGUAUAGAAUUUGAAGAGUACAUGUGAUGUGUAUUCUCUGUUGUUUCUUUGUGUUGGAUCUGUAAAUAUUGACAUAUUUUUGGGUUUUUCACCGAUUUGAAUGGUUAAAGUGUCAUGUCUAAUGUUUUCCCCUCU
Messenger RNA from Manihot esculenta (cassava), 2339 nucleotides. RefSeq names its product 9-cis-epoxycarotenoid dioxygenase NCED3, chloroplastic. Gene Ontology annotation, biological process: carotene catabolic process. The transcript has a single exon. Lineage: Eukaryota; Viridiplantae; Streptophyta; Magnoliopsida; Malpighiales; Euphorbiaceae. Gene Ontology annotation, molecular function: carotenoid dioxygenase activity. Gene Ontology annotation, cellular component: chloroplast stroma. Bases 166 to 1953 code for a protein of 595 amino acids. The record is from RefSeq and is a predicted model, not a curated record.